AUGUCAUUGCAGGUACCCCAGAUUUACUCCGAAAGAGCAAGCAAACGACACAACUAUAAAUACCAGCUAGGAUCCGCCUUAAUGGAGCAUAAAAUGUCGGAAGCAUACAAACUGUUCUACAAAGGUGAAACCAAAGACUUCAUUGUUUUUGUUGAUGAUAAAGAUAGUUAUGAAAAGUACGUUGGCGGAGACCAUUCUAUUCCGUUGACAGACAUUGUGUCCAACUUUGAGAUAUACACCAACCAAUCCGGCCAGGGAUCGGAGGGGACUCUGGAAAAGGCCUCCAACGUUGAUUUGAGCUCCGAAUUCGGAGACGUUAAGCACAAGGAUGACGUGAUUCCUGUGCUGUUGCAGAAGGGCGAACUGCUCAAUAAGGCAGGCGUUGGAAGAAAGAAGUGGUCCAGCACAAAUGACUCGAACGGUCAUUUUGCAACCUAA
Messenger RNA from Ogataea philodendri, 438 nucleotides. RefSeq lists its product as uncharacterized. Lineage: Eukaryota; Fungi; Ascomycota; Pichiomycetes; Pichiales; Pichiaceae. The record is from RefSeq and is a predicted model, not a curated record. The transcript has a single exon. The coding region runs from base 1 to 438 and encodes 145 amino acids.